ACUUGGUAGCACUGAGGAAUGCUGUUUUGGCAUCCAUGAAGACGAACAGGACACGGUCUUCACAAGAUGAAGGUGAACCAUCAGAUGAGGAUGAUGAAUUAACAGCUCUCAGAAAGGCAGCAUUACUUUCCAAGAAAUCUAGAAGUGACAAUACAUUAUCUACAACAGAUAGAAAGCACACUUCCUACCAGCACAGAGAUGAUGGUCAUUACUAUGAGGAUCACAACCAUCACUCCAGCGACAGUAGACAAAAUUACUCUAACAAUUCAUACUCCUCUCGACAUCGGGAUGACAGAGGUCAAGCUUCAGUCAACAACAGGAGCAGUAAUCUGGUUCAUAUUCACACUGUACCAAUGGAAAGGGAGCAGCCAAGCAAGUUGGAUACACAAAUCAUCCGUCCCCAGGACAAGUGGCUCGGGUCUGAUGACAGGAGUGGAACUUCUACUCCAACCUCUAGCAAAACAAAAGUUGUAGACAAAUUUUCAAGAUAUGAAUCCAACUCUGAAGAUGAUGAGGAUAAUCAAAGUAGUGAUGAAGAGGAGCAGACAAAAGAUGAUAAACAGUGUGUAUCAGAUGAAUCUUCAGAUAGUUCCACUUCUUCUGAUGACGAGGAUAGUAAAAAUGUGUCAUCUAGUGACAGCAGCAGUAGCUUAGAAUCCGGCAGCAAUGAGAAGGAUACCCCAAACAAACUUCCAGAAGAAAACAGCAAAAGUGCUGAUGUGGUAUGUAAUGUGAAAAAAGACAUAAAACCAGUUCAUGACACCGUCCAGACCAAAACAGAAAGCAGUGAAAUAAAAAACACAAACCCAAGUGUUCAUUCCACAGAAGAUACCAAACCUGUGUCUAAUGAAAAAUAUGUUAAAACAAUUAGCAGAGAGAAGGAACAUUGUAAAGUGGAGAAAGAGGUAAAAGGUGUACAGUCAAAAAUCAGCGAUCAAUCAAGUGAGAAUGUCUCCCAAAGCAGAACAGUGAAAUAUUCCUCUAAAUCAUCAUCUUCCAGUGGUAGACUUAUAAUUGAGACAAAGUCAAUAUCAAGGACCAUGUCUCGAUCAAAGUCACCACAGUCCAAAUCUCCACGAUCCAAGUCACACCGGUCUAAAUCUCCUCAGUCUAAAUCCCCAAGGAGAUCAAGGAGAAGUCCGUCUCCAGAAAGAUAUUCUUCAUCUAGAAAUUCUAAAACUUCAGAGCCUGCUGCUAGGCCCCCAGGGAAAAUUUCAAUGUUAAGACCAGAGUACAUAUUUGGUCCAAAUGCUGUACAGCCAGAGAAACCAGCAGAAAAUAAAACUGAUUUUAAAGUGAGCACACUAAGAGACGAAGCAGGUUCAAAGAGACAAAAAUCACCACAUUUAGCAUCUGGUCAGCCUCACCCACCAGAGACAUCUCGUCAUCAGGAUAAAUCACCCAUUCAUUCCCAUAAGUCAAAGACAGCUACAGCAAAGACUCGCUCACCUGAUUACUCCAAGGGAACUAUGUCCAGAUCAAGAUCAUCUCUUGAGAGAUCCAAGUCAAAUAACAGGAGGUCAAGAUCAGCUUCAUUUGAGAAAAGUCGAAAUUCUGCAAGAUCACGGUCACCACAUAAAAAACGUGCAUCUUCUCCACACGAUUUAGCUGCAUUGAGAAAGAAAGUUUCUACCAAGGACUGGAUGGAUCAUAAAACAGAAAAUAGAAAGGAUGGUAGAAAAGUUGAUAGGAAAGAUAAAAGUUCUGAUGACAAAUCAUUGCAAUCUAAAAAGUCAGCCAAGAGCAGAGAAAUGUUUGAGAAAGAACGCGAGAGGUUAGAGGCCAGACAGAAAAAAAUUGAGAAAGUCAGUAAAAAUUCAGAUGAACAUAAAAAAGAAACAUCACAGCAAAAGAAAAGUAGAUUGCUUGAUGAAAACUCAAGCAGGAAAGAUAUUGAAUCAAAACAGAGGAAGAACAGUGAAAAAAUUCAGGAACACAAGAGAUCUUCUAGAAGUAAAAAACCUGCUGAUUCCUCAUCAGAAAGUGAAUCGAGUAGUUCAAGUAGUAGUGACAGCAGUACAUCGUCUUCUGACUCCAGUGACAGUGAUUCUAGCGAAGAGGGAUGGAGGAAUAAAAAUUCACGGAAGACAGAGCGAGAAACUGCAGAUAUUGAACGUGAAAGGAGACAAAGAGAGAAGGUAAAACGACAAAAGGAAGCAGAGGAAAGGAUAAGAAAACGAGAGGAAGAUUAUAAUAGGGACAGAAUGUCAGGCAGAAGGGAAGAUACUGACUCCUUUCGGAGUAAGAAUAGUUUCUCCAGUAAAGAAGAUCGUUACAAAAGAGGUCGAUAUGACCAUGAAGACAAGUAUGGUAGAGGCAGGGACAGAGGUGAUGACAGAUAUGAUAGAGGAGAGAGGGACAGGAGAGAUAGAUUUAGAUAUAAAGAUUCUUUUGUGAAAAAAGAUAGAAAGGAAGAAAGGAAUGUGGACAAAAAAACCAAGGAUUCCAAGGAAGGACAUUAUACUUAUCAGAACUGGAGCAAAGUGAGUAGCUCUGACUCUACAUCAAAAAAUUCUAGCACAGAAUAUAAAUCACUGAAAGAUGUCAAUGGGGAAAAACCUGGCAGUGGUGAUAAAGUGUCAAGCUUGGUUGAGGUAGCUGUCAACGAAAACAAAAAUAAUUCAAAUAAGUAUGAGAUGGACAAAAAUAGUCGAACUUUUCAGAAAGACAAUGACAAAGGAAGUCGUUCUCUUCAGAAAGAUUAUGAUAAACGAAGUCAUGAUGUGCAAAAAGACAAUGACAAAAGAACUAGUAGUGGCAAUGUCCAGAAAGAUAAUUAUAAAAGAAAUCAAUAUGGUCAGAAAGAGAGUGACAAAGGUUCUAGCAGUCGAUCUUCACACAAAGAUAAUGACAAAGGUAGUAAUCAAUCUAUUAAGAAAGACAUUGACAGAGAUAUAAGACCUGUUCAAAAAGAUGAGGUCAAGGAUGACAGUGAUAGACUUGUUCAGAAAAAUAAUGAUAAAGCUAAUCAUCCUGUUCAAAAAGACAAGAUAGAUCAGGAUAGUGCAGUUUUAAGUGGGCAAACCAUGGGCAAAGAGCAGAGAAGGAAAAGAUUCAUGGAUUUUGAAGAGGAAAAGGCAGAAACUGAAAAGGAAAUACCUCCUAAAAAAUUAUUGACAAGUAUUGUCUCUGUGACUUCAAAAACAUGUGAUAGUCAAGGAAAUUCCUCCAACAGUAAGGAUCCUCUGUCACAUGAACAACUUGUGAAAGAAGGAAAGAGCAAAUCAAAGAAGAGGCACGAGGAAGAGAAGUCAAAAGAGGAGAAUGCCAAAACUAAGAACUUUACUGUAACCAUUGACAAUAAAGGUUUUAAGGAAAGAUCAGUGGUGACGGAGAGGUCUAGGUCACCAGCCCUGGAUGGCCACCAUCAUACUAAAGUGGUGUGGAGGGAUGAGGCAUCAAAAGCUUGUCCAGAGACCUCACCACCUAAAAGGUUGUCCAUUCAUGACCGCCUAGGGCAACCUGUUCAUCACAAGAGGGCCAAAAUGCAACGACACAAUGAUGACCGACGACAUGAAUUGACUGUUACCAGGAGGGUGGAAACAACUGAUUCAGAGUUACCUAAAAAGACCAUUAUCGCUAAGGAGACACCGAAGACAGCCCAGACUGUUACAGAACCCCCUGGCCACCUCAGUGAUCUAGAUGCAAGAAUACUGCUGAUAAAAAAGAAGAAUGCUGAAAUUCUGAAGAGACAGGCAGAAAUUGACCAGGACAAGGAAAGAUAUGGAUGAGAUCAAUAGAGCAGUAUUGACUAUAAUACUGUCAAAUUAUAUAACUUCACUAGCUGUCUACUGGAUGCCUUCAACUCCAAACACUGCUACAGAACACGAUGACAGGUAUAGGCAAUUGGAGACAGUCCCAGGAGGACCUUGACCACUAGUCGCCUACAGGACGAUCUCGACAGCUACUUCGUCCUCAGGUACUGAAGUACAACUGUGGUAGCUAAAGGAUGCCUUCGAUCACUGAGGGAGCAGUAAUCCAUCUCUGUGGUGCUGAUGAACUGUGAUUGUGAUAACCAAAAUAGACUUAAUAAUAUUGAAAUAAUGAUUCUGUUAAUGUUUCAUCAGAGUCAGGUAAUGAGAUAUCAUUGUACAUGUUAAUCAUGGUUAAUGUUAAGCUUGAAGUGAUAUGACAAUAAACGGUCAGGAUGUGUGCUAGAUUGCAACAUUACACAUUUAGGUGAAAUUUUGUUGAAGUGACUGUCAAUGUUUUUAACGGAAGAGAAGUUCAUGUUUUCAAACUGAAAAAUUCAAUGAACCUGUGGCUGAAAUUAAAAAGCAAUAAUUCAGGCAAUCUCAACGCAUUUAUUCAUGUGAUAAUUGCACUGAAAGUAUUUUUUUAAAUAAGUAUAUAUAUGGACUUGAACCAGUAAAACACCUGUAAAUGUGGCAAGCAGCAGCACUGGUUGGUAAGACAAAUUCAUAUUUUUACAUAUGCAGCCUAUUAUAAAUUUGAUUUAGACUUUCCAUGCUUUACCAGUGAUUUAUGUUUGCAUGAGGACAAGAAAAAAUCUAUCGAAAUAAAAGUUAAUGUAUGUUGAUUUUUAA
Molecule: messenger RNA, 4547 nt
Organism: Ylistrum balloti
Lineage: Eukaryota; Metazoa; Mollusca; Bivalvia; Pectinida; Pectinidae
Exons: 6
Coding region: 36-3731 (1231 amino acids)
Source: RefSeq, a predicted model, not a curated record